Molecule: messenger RNA, 1509 nt
Organism: Adineta steineri
Lineage: Eukaryota; Metazoa; Rotifera; Eurotatoria; Adinetida; Adinetidae
Source: the annotation of a GenBank genome assembly
AUGACGACUGAUGUAAUGAAUACAUCUACUUUUUCGGAAAAUAUUUCAGUUGAUAAUGAAAAAGAUGAAACUAUAGAUAAUUUAAUAGAAGAACAAAAGCAAGAAGUAGAAUCUGAAAAGUAUCAAUUUGAUGUUAUUGUUAUUGGAUCAGGACCAGGAGGCUAUACGAGUGCUAUUCGAUGUGCACAAUAUGGUAAAUCAGUUGCAAUAAUUGAACGUGAUCUUAUAGGUGGUCAUGCUGUUAAUUGGGGUUGUAUUCCAUUGAAUUCAAUGAUGACGUCUGCUCGUCUAAUUCGUUCAAUACAUGAAUCAACUCGAUAUGGUAUUAAUAUAACAUCACAUCGUAUUGAUUUUUCACAUAUUACUCGUCAUCGUGAUGAAGCUGUAAAAAAAAUUCGUUCUCAGAUUAAAUUUUUUCUAAACAAAUAUCAUAUUCAAGUAUAUAUUGGUACUGCUAGUAUUAUUGAUAAGAAUCAUAUCAUAAUAAAGCCAAUUCAAAAAUAUACAUAUGCUAAUGUGUAUGAUACUGAUGGUCGAAGUCCUUAUGAAUCUGAUGAUUCUUCGAUACCGAUAAGAACGGAAAUUGAAAUUACCGGUCAACAUAUAAUUGUCGCAUCUGGUGUUGAAUAUGAAUUACCAAAAUUUGUUGAAAUAAAUGAUAAAAGAACAGUAGAUCCAACUCAACUUCUAUGGCAUCGAAACAUACCUGAAUCAUUGAUUAUUAUUGGCGGAGGUGUAUUAGGUUGUGAACUUGCUUCUCUCUAUGGUCAUCUAAAUUCAAAUAUUAUUUUAAUAGAAAAAAAUUCCAGAUUACUUAAAUUUAUGGAUGAACAAGUAUCGAUUGCUGUUGAAACACGCCUUAAAGAAAUUGGGGUAGAAAUUAUUUUAAAUGCGAAUAUUGAACAAGUAUCAAAUGGCAAAGUAAUUGUACAAUUACGACCAACAAAUACGAACCGAACUGUUUCCGCUAGUUAUGUUGUUGUAUGUACUGGUCGAAAACCAACGUUUAAUUAUGAAAACUUAGAAAAACUCGGUAUUGCUAUUGAUUAUGAACGAUCAACUAUUAUAAUUAAUGAACAAACAUGUCAAACAUCUAUACCAACAAUAUAUGCAUGUGGUGGAAUAGUAUCAUCUUGUUGGUCUUGGGUACCUUGUGCUAUACGUCAAGGUCAUUUAGCUGCUAAUGCAAUAUGUAAAAUAGAAUCCGAUAUAAAUGAAAAUAAUAGAAAAUUAUAUACUGCAAAUAAUCCAGCUAUACCUUUUGUUAUUAAUGUUAUUCCAGCAGUUGCUAGUGUUGGUGAAAUACCAAAAUUAACUAACGAUGUUCUUAUUUAUAUAUUUAAAUUUCAAUCAAAUCGAAGAGCUAUAAUCGAUAAUCAAACUUGGGGUUUUAUUAAAAUGUGGACAACAUGUGAUGAACCAAAACGAUUUCUUGCUGUUCAACUUGUACAUGAAUUCGCAGCAGAAAUAAUUGAAUAUUAUAGUAUGAUCAUAUCUUUGAGUAAAUAA